Aspergillus calidoustus is the source of this 489-nucleotide messenger RNA. NCBI's taxonomy places the organism in Eukaryota, Fungi, Ascomycota, Eurotiomycetes, Eurotiales, Aspergillaceae. The record is from the annotation of a GenBank genome assembly.
AUGGCCCCCCUCUACGAAAUCUGGCUCUUCGAAGCAAAACCCGUCCCGGAGCUCGACCUCCCCGUAUCCUGGACCCCCGCCUUGCGCACCCUCGGCACAAACACCACAAACCUGUACACAAUCGCCGGCGGUAUCCGGCUCGCCGACGGGCCCUACACCCACCGCAUUAUGCGCGGCAUCCCCUUCAACCCGGCCUUCGACCCCAUCUCCGACUUUGACAAGUUCACCCCCAUCGGGACGCUCGAUGAGGCGGGGUUCUGCAAGUUCGAGGAGGUCUUUGAGAGGACGGAGGCGGGGCCAAAUCAGUUCUUCUUCAUUAGGGUCUUUGGGGAGAUGGCCAUGGCGGGGCUGAUGAGCUGGGAUGUUGUUAGGGAGUGGAGGGGGAAGGCGAGGUAUGCGGAGAGGGAGUGGGAGAUGUUUUUGGGCGAGUAUACGAUUGCGGAUCGGAGGUUUAUCGGGAUGCUUGAGCAGAUGGAGCAGAAGAAUUAG